AUGCUGCGAGUCCUCCGCCGCACAAACACUCUAUACGCUAUAUUUACCCACAGCCCAGGCACUGACACCGCUCCCUCAGCCUUCCACUUAUCGGGUAUUUCAGUCAUGUUCCUGCCCACCUCCACCGAAGACGUGAUUCUUAGCGAGGGGGUCGGUCGUUACUGCCGUGAGCGAGUUUUCCGCGUGGUGACAAAGGCCAGCGCAAAUGGGAUUAGCUCGCUCCGUUUGUCAUACCUGGACACACCUCAGCACCUGGCACCGGCUCAGACAGGAAGCACGGCGGCUCAGACCUGUAAUUACCUGCCAUUUCACUGCCCUCCUCUGCUCUACGUGCCUAUUACCUCGGCCUCUCCCAGCGGCUGA
Molecule: messenger RNA, 363 nt
Organism: Knipowitschia caucasica
Lineage: Eukaryota; Metazoa; Chordata; Actinopteri; Gobiiformes; Gobiidae
Source: the annotation of a GenBank genome assembly